Molecule: messenger RNA, 858 nt
Organism: Penicillium macrosclerotiorum
Lineage: Eukaryota; Fungi; Ascomycota; Eurotiomycetes; Eurotiales; Aspergillaceae
Exons: 4
Coding region: 1-858 (285 amino acids)
Cellular component (GO): intracellular anatomical structure
Molecular function (GO): oxidoreductase activity, acting on NAD(P)H, oxygen as acceptor
Source: RefSeq, a predicted model, not a curated record
AUGCCUCCCGUUGCUAUAGAGAAUGGCGCAUCGGACGACCUCAAGUCUGAGGGCUCUGCUUCCUACCGCACCACGAUGCCAGCCGGUGAUUUCAGCUGGCAAAUCACGCUGGCGCAGAAGGUGGUUGUCAUCACGGGUGCCAACCGUGGAAUUGGGCUUGGUAUCGCCGAGGUCUGCUUAGCGAAUGCUGCAAAAGUGGUUUACUCUUUCGAUCUGAUGGAGCCGGGCGAGGAUUUUGAGGCUUUACAGAAGCGUUUCUCCAACUUGCGCUACAUUCAGACAGACGUUACCUCAGAAGAAAGUAUUGAGAAGGCCGUCAAUCAGGUAGUAGAGGAGACGGGUCGAAUCGAUGGCUUGGUGGCCAAUGCCGGAAUGACAAAACACCAACCCGCCCUCCAGUUUGAACGACCCGAGUUAGAGAAAUUGUUCAAUCUCAAUGUAUUCGGUGCCUACUUCUGCGCUCAGAUUGCUGCUCGCAAAUUCAUUGAGCUCGGUAUCAAGGGUUCGAUCGUCAUGACAUCCAGCAUGACCUCCUAUCGGCCUAACAGGGCUGCCCCCUCGGCACCCUACGGUGCGACCAAGGCUGCCGUUCGCAACAUGUGUCACACUCUUGCCAUGGAGUGGAGCAAGCACGGUAUCCGGGUCAACAGCAUUUCACCGGGCUUCGUUCGAACAGCCAUGACCUACUAUGUCGAGAAAUCCCCCGAUUGGGAUUUGAAGAUGCAAUACUAUGGCGGUAUGCCACGUUUGGCCGAUCCCAGAGAGCUUGGUGGUGCCUACGUCUACCUGCUAAGUGAUGCAAGCUCAUAUACAACUGGCAUUGAUAUUCCCAUUGCUGGUAUUGUUGGCGCAUGGUAA